This is a messenger RNA of Haliotis rubra (blacklip abalone), 1057 nucleotides long. RefSeq names its product prolow-density lipoprotein receptor-related protein 1-like. The record is from RefSeq and is a predicted model, not a curated record. Bases 60 to 926 code for a protein of 288 amino acids. NCBI's taxonomy places the organism in Eukaryota, Metazoa, Mollusca, Gastropoda, Lepetellida, Haliotidae. The transcript has 6 exons.
UGGUCCCAUAUAAAGGAGGGAUGAGGGUGAAGUAGUGGAGUCAACGUCCAGCUUACAGCAUGUCACCGUGGGUCCUUGUGGUCGUGACGGUCCUGGUGCUCGGGGGGGUCAGGGGACAGGAGGAAGCUCCACGAACCCGUAUGGUUGUGUUGGACAAAGGUACAAAGAAUGUCUUCCGUGUGGAUGUUGGCUCGGAUCUAUCCGACCACCAUAUUGAAACCUUCAACAUCCCCUCCCUCGGCAGCGUCUCCGACAUGGACUACGACUUCGUCGACGACCGGAUUUAUAUUCUCAGUUACCUGAAAGAGUUCAUGUCGAUAUUUGUCAAUGGUACCGACGAAAGAAGAAUUCCGUACGAAGGGGCAUACCCACAAACAAUGGCCGUGGAGUCAAAUGAAAAGAUCAUCUUUGUGGGCACCUCCGACCGAAGCAAUAACAAGAUCCUGUCCAUGGGAAUUGACGGCAGUGGAAAGACAGAUUUGGCCGAGCGGACAUGGGAUCCUUUUCGCAUGGCUGUCGACUUCCAAAACAGGUAUCUGUACUGGAUGGAGUCGUGUGCCUGUGGCUGGAUGUACAGGAUGCGCUAUGAUGGGACUGGAAUAGAAAGAUUUCCGCAUGAAAUAAACCAGAACAAAAGCCCGCAUUCCAUUGACUUCACCACCCGCACCCUCUACAGUGACGGCUACAGGGGCUUGUACAAGAUGUCACUGGACACCGGGGAGUCACAAUUGAUAUUCCCAGGCAGAAUCAGCCACUCACAGACCCACACCGUCUACGACCCCCGAACUGGCAGGAUCUUCUUGACCAACGACAAACGAUUAGAAACCGUCGUUGUCUACGCCUCUAACGGAACGCGUCUUGGCUACCUUGACUGGAUCCCACUGACUAAAGACGAGAAAAAGGUCAUCCGCAUUAACCCUCUGUGAGAGGAAGGGCAUAUGAAGACACGCAAAACAAGGACAGCAGUCUGAGCUGCAUGGUUGACAAGCCCAGUGUGAAGAACACAGAUUAACGCGGGCUUUGCGCUGCAAACCUCAUAAAAUACCUCCAAGGUGAA